Lobosporangium transversale is the source of this 1266-nucleotide messenger RNA. RefSeq lists its product as hypothetical. The record is from RefSeq and is a predicted model, not a curated record. Lineage: Eukaryota; Fungi; Mortierellomycota; Mortierellomycetes; Mortierellales; Mortierellaceae. Gene Ontology annotation, molecular function: oxidoreductase activity. The transcript has 3 exons. The coding region runs from base 103 to 1227 and encodes 374 amino acids.
CUUUCUCAUUCUCUUCCUCAUCGUUCUCAUCUUUCUCAUCUCAUCUUCCUCAUCUCCCUCAUCUUCCUUAUCUUCCUCAUCUUUCUUAUUCUUCUUUUCAUAAUGGAUAUACUUCUCAAUGUGGUCACAUCUUCUCCAGGCGCCAAAUAUGCAGCACUCGUUCUUUCUUACAUGGCUGUUGUGCGUUAUUUCCGAUAUAAGCGUAUCAAUGCUGCCCUAAAAAAAUAUCCAGACCCAACCAUUCCUCUCCGUAACUUUGAGGUCGCCAAGGAGGUCGCCGCAAUCGUAGAUGAGUUUGAUUUCCCUUACAUGAAUAUCGUUUCUCUGGAGUUUGCACUCUACAAGACCUAUGCAAUCCCCACGAUCUCCAAGAUCUUGGCUGCCACUAAGCAGUUCGAAAACAACGUUCUCAAGCGAGCUGAUGACACAUCCCUCAUGCUUCUGGAAUUGACAGAGCCGUACGCUCGUAAUCUUCGGAGGUGCAUGUUGGAGGGCAAGGAGGAUCCGAAUGAGAUAUUGAAUGAUGAGAAGCGAUAUGAAAUCUCCAUGACAAAGCUGAACUUUUUACAUGGACGAUACAAUAUCAAGCAGGAGGAUUUCCUUUAUACACUCGGACUUUUCAUAGAGGAGCCACCAUCAUUCAUUGCCCAAUUUGAAUGGAGACCCCUGACGGAGCUAGAAAAGAAUGCCAUCUUUGCUAUUUGGGCACACCAUGGAAAGAGAAUGGGCAUUAAAAACAUUCCCGAAACCAAGGAAGAUUUUAAGGCUUGGUGUGAUGAAUAUGAACGGCAAAACUCUGUUUAUGCACCGACGAAUGCCAAGAUCGCAGGAGUAACCACGGAUUUACUGCUGAGCCUCGCACCAAAAUUCAUGCAUCCGUUUGGCCGCCAUGCUGUCUCUGCAUUACUGACACCACGACUGCGUGCGGCGUUCAAGGUGGCCCCACCACCUUUGGGCGUGACCACAUUGAUCCGAGCGACGCUCAAGGCUAGGGCCCUGUUCGUCCGAUACUUCAUGCUUCCUCGUCGGCUGCCUCAUGUUCGCACAGGGGUGAGGGCUAACAGCGAGGGCAAGUAUGUGCCAGCGCAUAACAAAUAUGAACCUGUCUAUCCUAAUGGAUAUAAAGUAGAGGAUCUAGGCCCAGAAAAGUUUAUCGGUAAAUGCCCCUUUCCUACUCACCUUGUGCCAAGUCAAGAACCUGCUACACCUCUUUAUGUGCUAGACUGAGUGCACAAUGUCAUGUGGCAAUGAAAAAAGGGCGAGGAG